AUGGAUGCAGCGAAUUCGUCGCUUCCACCAAUAUUUCUCAUGUAUUGUUUCAUCUCUGCUGCCUUUGCGAUUCUUGCCUGUAACAGGGCAUCAUCAACCCUUCUCCAUCUAAGCAAUUCUACCGAUGAGGCUGCGCUUCUGUCCUUCAAAUUCGCCAUUGCAAGCGAUCCUCAGGAUGCACUGUCAAACUGGAACGCCACCAACUCCUUCUGCAAUUGGAGUGGAGUUUCAUGUGGUGGUCGUAGACAAAGAGUCGUAGCCCUGAACCUCACCGGCAUGUCGUUGGCGGGCACUCUUUCUCCAAACGUCGCCAAUCUAUCUUUCUUACGUGCUCUUGAUCUGGCUUCCAACAGUUUCUAUGGCAGCCUUCUUGUAGAUUUCAGCCGCCUAACCCGCUUAGAAUAUCUUCGGUUGGCGGGAAACCAGUUUGAAGGCCUGAUCCCCCAAAGCUUGAGCUUCUGUCUUCGGCUACAGACGAUUUCAAUGGGAAGAAACCGAUUCCAUGGGGACAUCCCCACAUCAUUAGGCAGUCUGGAGGGACUCAUGACCCUGCUUCUUAGCCGCAACAAUUUCACCGGCACCAUUCCGGUUGCCUUUGCCAACCUUUCCAAAUUGGAGACACUUGAUCUUGCUUAUAACAGCCUACGGGGGAGCAUUCCAGCCGAGAUGGGGAGCCUGGCCCGCCUGAGAUGGUUUGCUGCAGAACAGAACAAUCUCACAGGUACAGUGCCUGUGACCAUUUUUAACUCCUCUUCUCUUCAGGCUAUAAGCUUGACUAACAAUCGGUUGGAGGGUUUUCUCCCUAAAGAUAUCGGCCUACUGCUGCCUAAUAUCCAGAUCUUCUACAUAGCAAUCAACAGCUUUCAUGGCGUAAUACCAGCUUCCCUUUCUAAUGCUACAAGACUCAGAAGUUUUGAUCUGGGUACCAAUAAUUUUGGAGGUCCAAUACCCUCGGAAUUAGGCAGUCUCCAAGGUCUCAGAACCAUUUAUCUUGCUGAGAAUAUGCUUGUUAAUGCCCCCAACAGCCGUGAAGUCUCCAUCCUUGCAUCAUUGACCAAGUGCCCUGUGUUGGAAGAGGUUGAGCUCUCGGGCAACCCUCUAACUGGUAUGCUUCCCGCAUCCAUUGGGAACCUGUCAAGCAGCUUAACGCGGCUCAACAUUUUCUCCAACCAGAUUGAAGGUACCAUUCCUUCAAGCAUAUCUAAUUUGACCAACUUGAUAUACUUCAAUAUGUUUGACAACAGAAUUAGUGGGGUCAUCCCACCAAGCAUUGGAGCUCUAGGAAGGCUGCAAUAUUUGCAUCUAUCCAAGAACAUGUUAGAAGGACCCCUGCCACCUCAACUUUACCAGCUGGUCAACUUGGGUGUUCUUUUCAUCAGCAGAAAUAAGAUUUCUGGACCAAUUUCAAGCUCCAUAAAGAAUAUUACCAGAUUGCAAAAGCUAUACCUGUACUCUAAUCUUCUGUCUUCAGCAAUCCCUGCAAGUCUUUGGGAUUUGAAGGAUUUGGAAUUUCUAUAUCUGCGAGAAAACUCCUUCACGGGUCCUCUUCCUCUGGAGGUUGGAAACCUUCCAGUACUAAACGAAAUGGACUUGUCUGCAAACAAAUUAUCUGGCAGCUUGCCUGUUUCAUUAUCAAAACUCCAGAUGCUUCAUUACCUAAAUGUUUCCAGCAAUUCAUUGGAAGGCCACAUUCCCGAGGAACUUGGUGGCAUGGUGAACAUCCAGCUUCUCGACCUUUCUUACAAUUCUUUCACUGGCACCAUCCCAAAGAGAGAUACCAAGUGGUGGCAUUUUCUCAAACAUUUCUAG
Molecule: messenger RNA, 1809 nt
Organism: Nymphaea colorata (pocket water lily)
Lineage: Eukaryota; Viridiplantae; Streptophyta; Magnoliopsida; Nymphaeales; Nymphaeaceae
Product: putative receptor-like protein kinase At3g47110
Exons: 2
Coding region: 1-1809 (602 amino acids)
Molecular function (GO): protein binding
Source: RefSeq, a predicted model, not a curated record